Olea europaea var. sylvestris is the source of this 432-nucleotide messenger RNA. RefSeq lists its product as uncharacterized. Gene Ontology annotation, molecular function: zinc ion binding. The transcript has 3 exons. Lineage: Eukaryota; Viridiplantae; Streptophyta; Magnoliopsida; Lamiales; Oleaceae. The record is from RefSeq and is a predicted model, not a curated record. The coding region runs from base 1 to 432 and encodes 143 amino acids.
AUGAUUGAACAUAUUCGUAGCAAGUUGCAACAGUGGUUUUAUGACCAACGUAAGGAAUCCCAGAAUUGCACAAGUGUGCUAGCUCCGGCACGGGAAGAUCGACUAUUCAAAACUCUGGAAGUGGCAAAAACUCUAUUUGUGGAACCACUAGAUCAAUUUCGCUACUCCGUGAGAUGUGGGCGUAAUGUUGGAUACAUUGUAGACUUGAAUGACAAUACCUGCACGUGUAGACAAUUUCAGUUGGAGAGUUUUUCAUGUGCGCAUCUGUCGCAGUGGCUAUGUAUAGAGGAUUUCCACCACACAGCUUAUACAGUCAUUAUUACAUGGCUGAUUUUUGGAGAGCAGCUUCGAACACAUACUCCUGGUCGUAGACGGACGUCUAGAAUACCAUCUACAGGAGAGUUUCCACAACCGCACACAACAACAUUGUAA